CACCAGUUGGUCGGUCACUGACGCUUUCUCGGGCCUUCUGAGCAUCAUGCUAUAUCUGAUUGGCCUUGGACUUGCGGAUGAAGCCGACAUAACAGUCAAAGGUCUGGAGGUGGUCAAGCGGGCGGAGCGGGUCUAUCUCGAAGCCUACACCAGUAUUCUCCAUGUGGGAAAGGACAAACUUGAGUCCUUCUAUGGCCGACCCAUCAUCAUAGCAGACCGUGAGAUGGUUGAAUCCUCAAGCGAUGAGAUCCUCCAAGAUGCGGACAAAGUUGACGUCGCCUUCCUGGUCGUGGGAGAUCCAUUCGGUGCCACAACUCACACCGAUCUGGUUCUCCGAGCGCAAGAAUUAUCCAUCCCCACGAAAUCCAUACCAAAUGCCUCUAUAUUAAAUGCGAUUGGCGCUACAGGCCUCCAAUUAUACAACUUUGGUCAAACAGUCUCGAUAGUCUUCUUCACAGACACCUGGAAGCCCGCGAGCUUUUACGACCGGAUACGAGAAAAUGCGUCCAUCGGUCUUCACACCCUAUUACUCCUCGAUAUCAAGGUCAAAGAACAAUCCUUGGAAAAUAUGGCGCGUGGUCGAAAGAUAUACGAACCUCCGAGAUACAUGACAGUGGCCCAAUGCGCGCAACAACUGCUCGAGAUUGAACAAGACAAGCAGGAAGGAGUGUGUAGUGCGGAUAGCCUUGCGAUAGGCUGCGCCAGAGUAGGUGCAGAUGAUCAGACCUUUGCGUGCGGGACUCUGGAGGAAUUAUCUGAGAGCGAUCUUGGUCCACCUCUGCAUAGCGUGGUCUUGGUCGGGAAGAGGGCUCAUGAGCUAGAGAAGGACUAUCUCAAAGGCUUCGCGAUAAACCAAGACACAUUUGAGGCAAGCUGGAAGAAAUAUCAUACACGGCCUUGACCUUGGAAUCCGUCUAUGCGAAGGCAAGAAAAGAUGUGCAGAUGAACCGGUCCUCCUUCAGCAAGAUCAUACAUGACUGACUGAGGGAGCCAUUCCCAAAAACUGACAAGGAAGCAUACAUACUUGCUACAAAGACCUUGUGACCGGCACCCACCCAGAACAAUCGUGGCGGCCAACACAUGUAUCUGGCAGUCUCCGGAGGCUUAUUGCAGAGACAUGCGGGUAGUAGUAGCGAAUCUAGUUCAUCGAUCUUAUGAGAGACUGAAACCACAGUCGGUUCCUAAUAUUAGUACCUAG
Exophiala mesophila is the source of this 1198-nucleotide messenger RNA. Its product is annotated as diphthine synthase. Gene Ontology annotation, molecular function: diphthine synthase activity. Bases 47 to 901 code for a protein of 284 amino acids. The record is from RefSeq and is a predicted model, not a curated record. Gene Ontology annotation, biological process: protein histidyl modification to diphthamide. The transcript has 3 exons. NCBI's taxonomy places the organism in Eukaryota, Fungi, Ascomycota, Eurotiomycetes, Chaetothyriales, Herpotrichiellaceae.